UAUCGUUCAAACUGCGAAAGCAUACGAUUUCGGGCCAAAACUACAUGGGGUAUAGCCGUAUAUCUAUACACUGAAAACACCCUGCCCAACCCUAAACUUUAGAAACCUCUCAACUUCCUUUGAUCUUCAAAGCUCGUUCCAGGCCGAAAGAUGUCGACUGUGAAAGUCCCUACCCAAUGCAUGCUUAGGACCAUCCCAAAGACAACAGCUAUGACCCCGAUGGUUAAGUUCCCGGUAUCUUUGGGUUCAGUUAAAAGCAUCUCCAAGUCAUUUGGCUUGAAAUCUUCUUGCUUCAGAACUACUGCAAUGGCAGUAUACAAGGUAAAGUUGAUUGGGCCAGAUGGGCAAGUAAGCGAGUUUGAUGCCCCAGAUGAUUGUUACAUCCUGGAUUCAGCCGAGAAUGAAGGGGUCGAGCUACCUUACUCAUGCAGGGCAGGUGCCUGCUCAACUUGUGCCGGGAAGCUCGAAACUGGAACUGUCGAUCAGUCAGAUGGAUCCUUCCUUGAUGAUGGUCAAAUGGACAACGGUUAUUUGCUCACUUGUGUUUCUUACCCUAGAUCCGACUGUGUUAUUCAUACCCACAAAGAGGGUGAUCUCUACUAGUGUAUUAGUCAGAUAGGAAGUUCCUUGAUUUAGUAGCAUUGUGGCAAUGAAGUACUGAAUGUAGACCAUAUAUUUCGAGUGUGUUGCUGAUGGUCGUAUACUCGUAUGUCAUGGAUUGUAGCUGUCUGAUGCAGUAAAUCUCGCAAUUGUUGGUUCUUACUCUUUCGUAGAUUUGCUUUUGGCCCUCUGUUUUGUUUUGCAUUUGCUGAUCAACGAAGUCAAUAUAUGAAAUGUGGAGACUCGAAUGGUUUUCCUUAAACAUGAGAAGGCCUAUAUCUUUUGCA
Messenger RNA from Beta vulgaris subsp. vulgaris (sugar beet), 887 nucleotides. Its product is annotated as ferredoxin, root R-B1. The record is from RefSeq and is a predicted model, not a curated record. Gene Ontology annotation, molecular function: 2 iron, 2 sulfur cluster binding; electron transfer activity. Gene Ontology annotation, cellular component: plastid. NCBI's taxonomy places the organism in Eukaryota, Viridiplantae, Streptophyta, Magnoliopsida, Caryophyllales, Amaranthaceae. The coding region runs from base 151 to 603 and encodes 150 amino acids. Gene Ontology annotation, biological process: electron transport chain. The transcript is spliced from 2 exons.